AUGUCUUACGCUGCUGACCUGCUUGGGCGAAGGGGGGGAGAGGGCGUGUGGCACCAUCAGGCUGUGGGUGACCCCUGCAAGGAGGUGCAGCAGAGAUACGAGAGGUGCUUGUUCGCAAACAGCGAAAAAGGUAGCGAUAAUGCGAUGACGUCAGCAAGCAUUGGCAGUUCUAUUGCGGCGGGUGCCGCGGCGAUCCCAACAACAGCGUCGCUGGCGGUGCUGGUCGAUCUGGGCAACCACGCAGCGGGAAUGGCAACCGGGGCGGCGCCACCGCAGCCGACAGCCGCAGCCGACAGUCUCAAGCCCAUGUUUCACGUGAUGCCCGUCAGCGGUUGGGGCUCCGACCCCAACGGACCCAUCUUCUACAAGGGCCGAUACCACCUGUUUUACCAGGCGCGCCCGGGUACGUGCCAGUGGUACUGGGGCAUGUGUUGGGAUCACGUGGUGUCGUACGAUCUGGCGCACUGGGAGCGACUGCCCAUGGCGCUGGUCCCCACUCCAGGGGGGAUUGACGCGGACGGUUGCUUCUCAGGAUCCAUCCAGGUUGAGCCCCAGUCCGGCAUCCCCGUGUGCUUCUACACCGCCGCCCGGCUGCGCACAAAUAGAGAGGUGGCCCUGCCACACCCGCCGCCCAGCCAUGACAUGGGCCUCAAGCACAUCGAGACGCAGUGCUGUGCCAUCUGCGAUCCCGGUAUGAGCGUAUGCGAUGCGGCGUGGGGUGAAGAAGCCGCGUGCGGUCACGACGAGUUGCUGGUCAAGUGGCGCAAGGUACCGAUGCCGCUGAUGGAGCUGCCCCACACGGGCCAGCUCACCGCCUGGCGCGACCCGUGGUUCGUGGAGCAGGGCGAUGGGCGCGGACGCGAGUGGACGAUGCUUAUCGGCAGCGGGCUCAAGGAUGGCGGCGGUACGGCACUGGUGUACCGUACACAGGACAUCACACGGGGUUGGCGCUUCGUGGGCCACCUGUGCAGCUGGCCUGAUCCCGGUACCGGCAUCUGUUGGGAGUGCCCCUUCCUCGUGCAGCUGCAGCCUCUGCCGCUGUGCGCCCACGUGCUCCCCACAACGGACCUGGCGGCGCUCAUGGAGGCGGAGGGGGAUGGGGAGGGGGAAGACGUGGUCGAGCAGACUGCGGAGGAGGCGAAGAUGAUCGCUGGCGGCGGCUACGACCGAAGCAAGGAGCUCGAUGACGCGAACGGCGGCUACGAUACCUACGGUGAUUAUCAGCGCGAUGACAAUGAAGGUCGCCGAGUAGGCAGCGUCGCCAGCGCGGAGGGUGUGGAGGCGGUGGCGGGGCCGAUGCCAGGUCCCAGGCUGCUCGUGAGCUCGUCGUCGGCGUCAGCGCUGACAGCUGACAGCGGCAGAGUGCUGGCGGUUGGCCUUGUCGAUACGCUGCUCCAUGUUGUUACAUCGGCCGCCGGACCCGCGGUGACAAGCGGCGGUGCCGGCGGCAACGCGUUCGCCGACGGCCUUGGCCCGGCAUCACUACUGCCGAGCAUCGGCACAUUAGCCCCCAGGGCGGCCUCAGCCGAUGGUAACGGCGGCGGCGGCAUUGACAUUAGCAUCACCGCAGCUGCCGCCGCGCCGUCGGGCGACGGCGCCGCUGGCGCUGCCGACGUGUCUACUGUGACGAUCACGGUCACACGCGCUGCCGGCCACACGGGCGAAACUGAAGGCGUCAGCGGGGCUGCUGCCGUUGUUGCCACCGCUGCUAGUACCGCCGCAGCGGCGGCGGCCGUCGCCGGCGUCAACGGUGUCGGCAGUAUUACGACAGCGACAGCCACCGUGCAAGAUGGCGGCGAAGGUGCAAAGUCAGCGUCCGCUGUAAUUCAGUUCACCGUUGCGCCGAUGACCGCCGCAAGCAGUUUAGAUGCUGUCGUACCAGCGGCUGCGGUACCGCGUAGGUCCGUCAGCUCACUCGAUGCCGCACGGACCACCCAGCCGCCACAGCCGUCUUCCGUACCCGCCGCAGUCCCCGCCGCUACUGCCGACGAAGGGAUUGCUGCAGCCGCACCAGGCCAGGCUCCGAUUGUACGAAGCUGCUGCCUGACGAGCUCCACGCUCACCGCGUCCGCCACCGUACCCGCCGCCGCCGCCGCUGACCGUGCCGUACUUCAGGACCUGCACACCAUGGUCACGCAGGUCAUGGAGGCGCGUCGGGCCCGGGCCCGGGCGGACGCCGAGGCGGCGGCAGCAGCAGCGGCGGCGGCGGAGGAGGAUGCGUCGCUCAGGGGCGACAGCGGCGGUGCCGUGGGCUCCGAGACCACGAGCGGCGGCAAACUGAGCUACAGCCCUGGCGUGAUGGGCCACUCGGCGGUUCCGGAGCCUGAUACGGAAGUGGAGCCGCUGCCAGCGCCCGUCACCAUGCGCUACCAUAAGGCCCAGCCGCUGCUGCCCGCGGGUGUGCCAUACUCGGCCGCCGUCGUCGCCGCCAGCUGCCUGCCGCUGCACGGCGACGUGGACUCCGCCAGCGGUCACGCGCACGCGCCGUCGCUGCUUCCAGAUCGGCGCUGGUUCUUCUGCUGCGCGCCCGACGCUUGCACGUACUCAAUUAUUUACUGGAUCGGCGAAUAUGACAGUACGACGGCCAAGUACGACAUGAAGGGCGCGGAGGCAGGCGGCCGGCCGCGUAAGCUGGAUUUGGGCAACGUGCUUUACGCGCCCACCUGCUUCAAAGAUCCUCAGGGCCGGCACAUCCUGUGGGGCUACAUGAAGGAGCUUCGAAAUGUCCCUGCGCCGCCCUGCCUCUGCAACAAGUACAGCUACGCUGGUUGUGUUUCCCUCCCGCGGGCCUUAUACCUGCGAGGGGAUAAGCUGUUCCAGCUCCCCCUUCCCGAGCUGACGGCUCUCCGCAGUGACGUGGCAGUUCACUUCAGCCGGGUGUCGCUGACCCACGGGUCACCCUGGCGGCUGAUGGGGCUGCGGGGGCUGCACCUGGACCUAGAGAUGGCGAUCAGUCCCGGUACGGCGCACCGUACGGUAGUACUGCUUCGCAGCUGGCGUCCCAGGGGUCGUGGCGCUGCCGCCCUAGUGUACGACUGGACGAGCCGCCGGCUGUAUGUCGUGUUCGAGGCGAUGCACCCCAGCCGCCAGGCGCUGUGGUGCGGGGAACACCCCCCCGCAGGCGCCUCCACGGCCUCCGCCAUGACGCCACCGACGCCGAUGGCGAUGCAGCCACCUCACGAGCCGUGGCGUGAGGGAGCCAAGUCCUCCUCCUCCCCCCCUUCCGCGGAGGCCGCUGUUCCCGGAGGCGGAGGAGGCAGAGGAGGAAACACCAGCAUCAGCACCAGCACCACCACGAACAGCAACAGCAAGGGGGGCAACGAUGGGAGCAGCAGUGACGAGGCGGCCACCUUGGGCGGCGCUACGUACGGCUGGCCCUCAGUGGAGACCGGGCUGCUGCCCGCGGAGAUGGCGCCGGACGUUAGCAGCAGCGAAGACGUUGGCAGUAGCAGCGGCGGCGAUGGCUGCUUCGUUGGGGACAGUGCCGGCGGGGCGACCACCAUGUCACUAUUGCCGCGAAGGAGCGGCAGUAGCAGCAGCAGCGGCCACCUGCAAGCUGAGGCGGCUGCGGGUGUGGGUGGGGUGGGGCCCUCAAGGCCUGACGGCGGCCUUGCCAGUGCCCGCAUUGCCGCCGCUGCCGCCGCCGCCGGCGGGGUUGGCGGAGGCAGCGAAGGAGGCGGCAAUGCCGAUGGUCCUGAGUUGGACGAGCUGGACGAGGAGGAGAACGAGCAUUUUGACGUCAUCAGGGACCCUGACUUCAUUCCCGACCCCGACAUGAACCCCCUGGUGGAGGACUGGAUACGGAUGAAGCGGGACGAGGCGGGCGGCGACUUGGACCUUCCCCCCGGCUCCCCCUUGCGGCUGCGUGUGUUUCUGGACGCGUCCUGCCUGGAGGUGUUCACCGGCAGCGGGCAGGUGCUCACAACCCGGGUGUAUCGGGGACAUGCGCCACACGUUAAGCAGCCUGACCACCACCGCCAACCACCCGACCAGCAGCAGCACGCUGACCCCGGUAUCGAGGUGUGGAGUGUGGGGGGCAGCUGCAGCCUGGACGACCUGCACGCCUACGAGAUGGACACAGCCUGGCUCAGGGAGGGGGACGCGCCGCGUCAGGAUACUUAG
Molecule: messenger RNA, 4122 nt
Organism: Volvox carteri f. nagariensis
Lineage: Eukaryota; Viridiplantae; Chlorophyta; Chlorophyceae; Chlamydomonadales; Volvocaceae
Exons: 13
Coding region: 1-4122 (1373 amino acids)
Biological process (GO): carbohydrate metabolic process
Molecular function (GO): hydrolase activity, hydrolyzing O-glycosyl compounds
Source: RefSeq, a predicted model, not a curated record